Molecule: messenger RNA, 746 nt
Organism: Durio zibethinus
Lineage: Eukaryota; Viridiplantae; Streptophyta; Magnoliopsida; Malvales; Malvaceae
Source: RefSeq, a predicted model, not a curated record
UUCACUCUUUCCUGGAAAAACCUGAUCUCCUCCCCUUGAAAUCCCCUUUAUAUAAUCCCCUUCCUCCUCCUUCCUCCUCCACCUCUCCUAUUCACUCAGCUUAGUCCACAAGUUACAAACAAAACAAAAACCCUAACCGGGUAUCGAAAACUACAUUGUUUACCUAGCUUUUUGAUCGUCCUAAGGACAUGGAACUUGACAUUGCAGUUGAUUUCGAGGAUUACUUUCCAUCGAUGGUUGAGAGAUUGGGAGCUGAAGGGUUUAUAGGGGAGCUUUGCAACGGGUUCCGGCUGCUGAUGGAUGGCGAAAGAGGGCUGAUCACGUUCGAGAGCUUGAAGAGGAACAGCAUUGUGUUGGGGUUGAGUGACAUAAGGGAUGAUGAGAUUGUUUGCAUGUUGAGUGAAGGGGAUUUGGAUGGAGAUGGUGCUUUGAACCAGGUUGAGUUUUGUAUUCUCAUGUUUAAGUUGAGUCCUGGGCUCAUGCAUAAUGGAUCAAAACAAUGGAUGGAAGAAUAUGAUGUUAUAUGAACAUAAUUGUAAACUCAUCAUUAUCAUCUUUGUUGUUUUAAUUAUUUGUUUCUAAGCUUCAAAUAUUUAAGUUAAUUUCUAGAAUUGCAAUUGAAUGGAAUUAAAAGAAUGUCCUGAAGAAGAAAGAAAUAAUAAGAAAUAAAAUUAAGAUCUUUAAUUCCACUCAAUUUUUGCUCCAAAUUCUAAUUUUAUAUUAAUUACUUCAUUUACUACUCAAAA